Molecule: messenger RNA, 5736 nt
Organism: Paralichthys olivaceus (Japanese flounder)
Lineage: Eukaryota; Metazoa; Chordata; Actinopteri; Pleuronectiformes; Paralichthyidae
Source: RefSeq, a predicted model, not a curated record
AAAGAAUUCAAUCCAUGAACUGAAAUAAUGGAAAUCUGCAGGAGCCAUGGAUCAGGCGGAGGGGAGUAGCCGAUGAGUAACCUCGCCAACUUGGCUUUUCGUCCGGUUUUUUAAAAGAGCAGUUUCACUAUGACGGAGCGUUACGGUGGUUUUGGUGAAAAGGAGGGCGGCGUAGCUAAUUGUUUUAUGUAGCUAACAGGCUAGCGCUGGAGCUCUGGUAUGUUAGCUUGCGCGCUAGCAGGCUAGGAGAGAUCAGGGGGAGGGGAGAGUUCCUUUGCUUUGAAAUUGUUUCAGAUCAGCUAGCUGCCAUUAGCAUUAGCUCACCAGGGACUAAGCUUUUUUGGGGGGUGAAGUUUUUCAGUUUUUUUAAUAAGUUUUUUCAGCUCAUAUUUUUUUUAUUGAGCAUAGAACUUCUGUGGUGUUUGAAUCAACGUUGGUGAAUCCAGGUCAUGGAAGCUGCGUGAUGUGAGGGCAACGUAGCAGCAAAGCUUGCGGCUAACCAGACCAGACAAUACAUUUCAAAUAGGUUGAUGAAUCCAGUGGCUUAUCGCUUACAGUUGACGCUGCCGGGCUGCCCGUCUAACGUUAGCUUAGCCUCCGGGCUAGCGGCGGCUAGCGCCGGGCAGAAGUUGUCUGUUUGACUAGCGAUAGCUCGGCGUAGCUAGCAAGUUGCUCAGCGCUUCAGCGGAACAACUGAGCGUCGCCUCGCCAGCGAGUUGACGAGAUCGGCAGUCGCCCCCUCGAUGGUGAUUGAGACAAUGGACUUUAACGUUGCAGCCCCGCAGUGAAAGGAUGAGUUCGUGCUUUGUACCAAACGGGGCCAGUUUGGAGGACUGCCACUCCAACCUCUUCUGCCUGGCUGAUUUGACCGGAAUAAAAUGGAGGCGUUUUGUGUGGCAAGGGCCCACCUCUUCGCCCAUCCUUUUCCCUGUGACCGAGGAGGACCCGAUCCUGUGUAGUUUCAGCCGAUGCUUGGCUGCAGAUGUGCUGAGUGUGUGGAGAAGACACCACACCCCGGGUCGCCGAGAGCUCUGGCUUUUCUGGUGGGGGGAUGACCCCAGUUUCGCAGAGCUUAUCCACAAUGAGCUCUCAAGUGAGGAGGAUGGCGAGUGGGAGAGUGGCCUGUCCUACGAGUGUCGAACGCUGCUGUUCAAAGCCAUCCACAACCUGCUGGAGCGCUGUCUCAUGAACAGAGGCUUUGUUCGCAUUGGGAAGUGGUUCGUUAAGCCGUACCAGAAGGAAGAGAAGACCAUUAAUAAAAGCGAGCACCUAUCUUGUGCAUUCACCUUCUUCGUACAUGGCGACAGCAACGUGUGCACGAGUGUGGAGAUCGCUCAACAUCAGCCUCUUCAGUGGCUGAGCGAGGAGCAUCUCAGCCUAGCCCAGCAGAGCUCUAACCCCUUGCAAGUCAUCCUGAGCCCAUAUGGCUUAAAUGGGACCCUCACCGGCCAGGCCUUUAAGAUGUCAGACCACCCCACGCAGAAGCUCAUUGAAGAGUGGAGGCAGUUUUAUCCCAUCAGCCCCAAUCCCAAGGAGGUCCCGGAAGACAAGAUGGAGGAUACUGAUUGGGAGGACGAUUCCCUGGCAGCUGUGGAGGUCCUUGUUGCGGGGGUGAGGAUGGUAUACCCUUCCUGCCUGGUGCUUCUCCCCCUGUCGGACCUCCCCGCUGUGGUCCCUCAGGGCUCAGCCAACACCUCAGGAAGCCUGUGUGGUGCUCAGCAGGGCCAGGCUGCUCACAGAGAUCCUGCCAUGUCCUCUGUCACUCUGACUCCUCCAACAUCACCAGAGGAGGCUCAGACUGAUUAUCAGCCUGCCCAGAGGUGGCUCAAGUUGUCCUCUGCAUCCGAUGGCUACAGCUCUAACAACACUCUUCAUGGGGGUAAAAUCCCUCGUAGACUGGCCAGCCAGAUGGUGGAGUCUGUGUGGCAGGAAUAUAGCAUAAACCGCACAGGGAACAAGAGGAAGUUUACUACCUUGACAAAUGGGACCUGUGAGGAGGAGUCAGACAAAACUGGACUCUGGGAUUUUGUGGAGUCAACUCACAGGCCGCAUUGCAAUUGCGCUAGACAUAAAAAUCAGAAACAGCGAUCCAGCAGCACCUCAGGACACCCGCCAUCAUCGGGCCAGCUCGCCCAGCCGGUGCCCAAGCACAAGCUGGGCGAGAAGCUGGAGAAGGGGGAGAAGCAGCAGAGGAGGCCGCAGACGCCGUUCCACCACCGCAACUCGGUGAGUGAGGAGCAGUCCCUGGAGCCACAGACCCAGAGGCUUUGUCUAAGAUCACAGGAGGAGGGCUCAUAUCCCAGUCUGCACCAUGUGGACAUGGCGGCCUCCAAAGCCCCUACGCUGCACACACACGGCCCCCCUGCAGACCUUGUUGGAUCCCCGCCUCCCCCGCCUCUUAGCCCACAUCCGUGCGAUCACGGUGAAGGUGACAUGACUCCAGGUGGCAUAAAGAGCUCUUCCACGCCCAUCCACCAACCGUUCUACCCGCCGUCAGUGGAGCUGUGUCGGCUUCCACAGAAGGGCUCAUCUGAGGAGCCUCAGCUGGAGACCAUGCCUAUGCCUCUGCCCUUCCCCCCAGCAUUCAACGAAACCUUAGAACCAACUGUCUUUAUAGGUUCAGCCAUAAACCCCAACGAAGACUCUACCCACAACCCUUGGAAGUAUUUCAACCUGCCCAGGAAGAAGGCCUCCAACUUCCUGACACCCCAGCUACCUGUGGAUAAAAUACGAGAUGAUUCUGGGGGAGGUGGAGGAACAGAAAAUGUAGUUUCUGUAACUGAGUUGAUGUCAGGCUCCACGCAGAUGCUGAAGGUUUCCCAAGAGCUGGUCAAGACUUAUGCCCAGCGAAGAAACAGCCACCUUGCUCCCACCACAGGAGAUGAAGAGCACGGUGAGGAGCCAGACCCAUACGCCUUCGUGGAGGGAGAUGAAGAGUUCAACUUCACCGAGAAAAAGGACAAGGCUGGAGCUGAGAGAGAGGGCAACAAGAAACACAAGGCUGAUGAAGGAGCUGGAACUUCAGGAGAUGAUGGUCAGGGUCAAUCAGGCAGCAAACCCUUAGCCUCGACCAGCCUCAUCCAUGAGAAUGACUUGGCCGUGUCCUUCAGCGACCUGGAUAAGAUCUUCAAUUCAGAUGAAGACGAGCUGACGCCUGGAUCCAAAAGAGCUGGAGCUGGAGCAGAGGACAAGUUUGGCUGUAAAGAAAGUAAACCUGCCAUGUUGGACCCCCUGUCUUGCAUAAGCUCAGCGGACCUGCACAAGAUGUUUCCGACCCCACCCUCCCUGGAGCAGCAGGGUUACUCCCCCAUGAACUCCGGGAGCAAGGAUAGUCUGGAAGCAGGGGCGGGCCUCACCCUGUUGGACGGCAGCCAGCUCAACACUCACUUCAAGAUGGAGGUGGAGGAGGGAUUCUGCAGCCCAAAGCCAUCUGAAAUAAAGGACUUUUCCUUUGUUUAUAAGUCGGAAACGUGUCAGUCGGUCAUCGGCUGUUCCAUGUACGCCCCUCUGAAGACCCUACCCAGCCAGUGUCUGUUGCCCAUCAAACUGCCAGAAGACUGUGUUUACACUCGCAGCUGGACAAUGGGCAAAAUGGAACUCAUACCCCCAGUGACAAAUGUCAAUCUCCUCACCAAAGACAGUAACGUGCCCAGUGUGGAGCCAGACUACAGUCAGACAUACACCCCUCAGACCCACACACCGUUCAUGUCCAGCAGUGCUCCUCCCAGUAACAGCGGCGCAGGCAUCCUGCCCUCUCCAGCCACACCUCGCUUCUCUGUGCCCACCCCUCGCACGCCACGGACUCCACGGACUCCCCGCGGCCCAUCCAGCGUCCAGGGCUCUCUCAAGUAUGACAACUCUGACCUUUACUCCCCGGCCUCGACACCCUCCACCUGUCGACCGCUCAGCUCAGUUGAGCCUGCCACUGUACCAUCCAUCCCCGAGGCCCACAGCCUCUAUGUCACCCUCAUCCUCUCCGAGUCGGUCAUGAACCUCUACAAGGACUGCAACUUCGACAGUUGCUGCGUCUGCGUCUGCAACAUGAACAUCCGGGGGGCAGAUGUGGGAGUGUACCUCAAGGACAACGGUGAGGCCCAGUACCCCUGCACUUGUGGCUUCAGUGCAGUCACCAAUCGGCGCUUUGGACAGUCAGCUGGGCUCUUCCUGGAGGAUGAACUGGACGUUGUGGGACGGGGCUCAGAUGCGAGUCGCGACACAGAGCGGAGCUUCGAAGAGCUUCGCGCUUGCACCACGCACAAGGCCGGCAGUCUGAAGGAGAAGCCUCCAGAUGAGCUAAUUCUGCUGCUUCAGGACCAGUGCACCAACCCAUUCGCCCCAAUGGCCGGCGUGGAGUACCCCAAGCCGACUUCAGCACCCAGUUCAUUCCUGAGGGUUGAAGAGAGAGACUGUUAUAACGACUGCUACAUGGCACUGGAGCAUGGCAGGCAGUUCAUGGACAAUAUGUCAGGAGGAAAAGUGGAUGAAGCACUGGUGAAAAGCACCUGUCUUCAUCAGUGGCCAAAAUGCAAAUCCACGGAUAUGAGUAAGCUCUUCUCUCAGGACGUCCUGCGGGUGUUACUAUCCCUCCAGCCUGUGCUGCAGGACACCAUCCAGAAGAAAAGAAGCGUUCGCUCCUGGGGUGUUCAGGGACCGCUCACCUGGCAACAGUUCCACAAAAUGGCCGGGAGGGGAUCAUAUGGCACAGAUGAGUCUCCUGAGCCUCUGCCCAUCCCGACCUUUUUGGUCGGUUAUGAGUAUGACUUUGUUGUGCUGUCUCCGUUCGGAUUGCCUUACUGGGAGAAGCUCCUCCUCGAUCCUUUUGGCUCCCAGAGAGAUGUGGGAUAUGUUGUCAUCUGCCCAGAGAAUGAGGCUCUGCUCCGCGGGGCCAAGUCCUUCUUUAAAGAUCUGAGUACUAUGUAUGAGGCAUGCCAGCUUGGGCAACACAGGCCCAUCUGUAAGAGUCACCCAGAGGGCGUUUUGAAGGUCGGCACCACAGAGGGCAGGAGCAUGACAGAGCAGCCUCUCAGUGAUUGGUUCCUGAAGAUGGCUACCAGAGAUGCAAACAACGAAGCCUUCAAUAAGCUCAAACGCUUUGCUCAAGUGUGCCGCUAUGAUCUAGCUCCGUACCUGUCAGAGCAGUCUUUGGAUAGUUCUCUAUUGUCCCAGCGCUGCCCCACCGUGGUCUCCUCCCCCCAGACCCCCAGCUCUUCUUCCAGCACCUCCUCAGGACCCCAGAGCACCAACACUACCAGCUCCAGCACCAGCUCUGCCCAGCCUGCCCAGGUCAACAGCACCCCUUCCUCCUCCUCCUCAGGCUCCCAGACCAUCGGGGGAAUGGCGUCGGCCAAGCCAAGCUCCUACUCGCCGUUUGGGACCGCAGGCUUGCAGGGCAGCACGUCUCAGAACGGACCCCAGUCCAACCAACAGGGUGCAGGGGGGCUGGCGGAAAACGGACCCUCAGCCAAUCAGUCUCAAGCAUCCACUGAGAUCCCAGAGAGCACAAUGGAGAGAGACAAAGUGGGCAAGCCCACAGAUGGAGAGUCCCACGCUGUGUCUUACCCGCCCGCCAUUGUGGUGUACAUCGUCGACCCCUUUAGUUACGAGGACGCAGACAGAGAGGUCCACUCCAGCACCUACACACUGGGCCUGCUGCGUUGUUACAUGGAGAUGCUCCAGUUCCUGCCUGCUCAGAUCAGAAACGCUGUCUCUGUACAGGUACGGCUCAAAGAGGUUUAA